AUGGCGGACGAGGAGCUGGAGGCGUUCCGGCAGCAGCGGCUGGUCGAGUUGCAGGCCAAGCAUGGGGAUCCUUCUGGUGAUUCAUCACAACAGGAAGCAAAACAGAGGGAAGCAGAGAUAAGAAAUACUAUUUUAGCUCAAGUUCUUGAUCAAGCAGCUCGUGCAAGAUGUAAGUAUCCAAGUAACUUUCUAAUUAAAAAUUCCCAUCUAGUGUGCUCCAGUGCACAGCUUUUUAGCUUGAUAUCAAAACCUGUUUCUGUUGCAGUAAGCAAUUUAGCACUUGUGAAACCAGACAAAACAAAAGCAGUGGAGAAUUAUCUUAUACAGAUGGCAAGAUUUGGACAGUUACCUGGAAAAGUAUCGGAACAAGGUUUGAUAGAAAUACUUGAAAAAGUUAGUCAGCAAACAGCAAAGAAAACAACAGUAAAGUUCAACAGAAGGAAAGUAUUGGACUCCGAUGAAGAGGAUGACUAUUGAUACUACUGUAGGACUGUCUGCCAAA
This is a messenger RNA of Strigops habroptila (Kakapo), 502 nucleotides long. Its product is annotated as programmed cell death protein 5-like. Gene Ontology annotation, molecular function: DNA binding. NCBI's taxonomy places the organism in Eukaryota, Metazoa, Chordata, Aves, Psittaciformes, Psittacidae. Gene Ontology annotation, cellular component: cytosol; nucleus. Bases 1 to 477 code for a protein of 158 amino acids. The record is from RefSeq and is a predicted model, not a curated record. The transcript is spliced from 6 exons.